Lycium barbarum (goji berry) is the source of this 1547-nucleotide messenger RNA. RefSeq names its product mitotic spindle checkpoint protein BUBR1. NCBI's taxonomy places the organism in Eukaryota, Viridiplantae, Streptophyta, Magnoliopsida, Solanales, Solanaceae. Gene Ontology annotation, biological process: mitotic spindle assembly checkpoint signaling; meiotic sister chromatid cohesion, centromeric. The coding region runs from base 89 to 1237 and encodes 382 amino acids. Gene Ontology annotation, molecular function: protein kinase activity; protein binding. The transcript is spliced from 11 exons. The record is from RefSeq and is a predicted model, not a curated record.
GGGGUUUGGAGAUUCACUAAACACAAAUUUGAAAUUUGAAAUAAAGGGUCUUUGUUGCGCAAGGAAGCAGGAAGAAGAAGAAGAAGGAAUGGAGAAGGUAUUGGAUCCAGAAACGGAGUUCCUAGCGUCGAAACAAGAGACAGGUCACGAGUGGGAACUCUUCAAGGAAAAUGUCAGACCUUUGAAGAGAGGCCGCAACGUUAAUCUCCUCAAUAACGCUCUUAAGUCUAGUACUGAUUAUCAACUCAAGAAAUCUCUUCUUGACAACCGAAGGGCAUUGAUCCAAGCAAUUGACCACUACAAAGGUGAAGAUCCUCUUCAGCCAUGGCUCCAGUGCAUCAAGUGGGUGCAAGAGGCUUUCCCUCCCGGUGGGGACAGUUCUGGACUUGUAGUUAUUUAUGAACAAUGUGUCCGCACCUUUUGGCAUGAUGACCGAUAUAAGGAUGACCUCCGUUACUUGAAAGUGUGGCUGGAAUAUGCUGAAAAUUGCAUGGAUGCUCAAGUCAUUUAUGGCUUUUUGGAGGCUAACAAAAUUGGGGUGACACAUUCUCCCUUCUACAUAGCCUAUGCUUUGCACAUGGAAUCUCAAAAUAAAAUUAAAACAGCAAAUGAGAUCUUCAAUCGGGGCCUAUCUAUGAAUGCAGAACCAGAAGAGAAAUUGAAAGUAUACUACAAGAAGUUUCUCAGCCGUUCAAUGGGACGCCCUAAAGCAGCAGAGGAGGAGCUAGCAGAACACCAGCAUCCCAUGAGAAGCUUUGGAACACUGUUGGCUAGGGGUGAAGCUCGAAACCAAACAACAGGAACUUCUGAAUUGUCCAGGAAGAAAAUGAAACAGGAUAGAGCUCACGGGAGCCUAUUUUCCAUUUACAAAGAUGCAAAUGCCGGAAUGUCAUCAACUCUUCAAUCAGAAAUACCAAAGCUAGAGAACACAUCAUGGCACUGUCUUGGUGCUCGAGCAGAUAGGAACAAGGAGAAUCAGGCAAUUCCUUCGAAGUGGACAUCCAAUAAGAUUCCUCAAAGGCACGGGCUUAGAAAUCGAGGAGCUACUACCACUACUCCAUGCCUAGAAAUAUUUGUAGAUGAGGAAUGUGCCAAAACACAGGAGAAGGACUCUGCUGGUGUAAAGGUUUCUAGUCUGCAGCUUAGACGAGGAGAUGACAGAGACAUUAAAAAGGAGACUGAGUUGCUCAGGGAGAAUCCACUGCGUCAUUUUCCACCAAGCUCAUUACCUAGAUGAUCGGACAGAAGAAAGUUAUCCUCGUGUGCUAGAAUUUCUCUAUCUCACAAGUUUCUCAACUUGUAUCUUAAAAAUGUAUGGAGACAACUCCUCUUUGCCCAGAGCAAGCGCGUUACAAAUGUUCUAGUAUAUUGAGGGGAGUGGAGUGGUUAAAGGAGACAUUGUAUCUUUGGUUUUGGCAGGCUUGAGCCAAAUCUUUCAGUACUGUUGACGAUUUAGAAGGAAUGAUUUUAUAUGAUUGCAAGAGUUAUGGAUGUAGUUGACAAUGUGCUUUAUCAUAAUUUUUCUCUUGGUUGAAGAGUUCUGCUUC